Messenger RNA from Asparagus officinalis (garden asparagus), 1368 nucleotides. Its product is annotated as probable lipid-A-disaccharide synthase, mitochondrial. Gene Ontology annotation, biological process: lipid A biosynthetic process. The record is from RefSeq and is a predicted model, not a curated record. Gene Ontology annotation, molecular function: phospholipid binding; lipid-A-disaccharide synthase activity. Bases 14 to 1147 code for a protein of 377 amino acids. The transcript has 8 exons. Lineage: Eukaryota; Viridiplantae; Streptophyta; Magnoliopsida; Asparagales; Asparagaceae.
CGGAGGGGUCUUAAUGCGCAACGAAGGAUUUCGCACUCUCUUUCCUAUGGAAGAUAUUGCAGUGAUGGGAAUCUGGGAAUUGUUGCCACAUCUGAAUAAAAUCAGGAUUAGAUUGAAGCAAACAGUAGAAGCAGCUAGACUUUUUCAGCCUCAUGUUGUCGUGACAGUUGACUCAAAAGGAUUCUCUUUUCGAUUCUUGAAGCAGUUGAAAGCUAGAUAUGCUUGGAAAGAUGAUAGUCCUGUUCAUGUACAUUAUGUUACACCUUCAUUUUGGGCAUGGAAAGGCGGUGAGACUAGGCUCAAAGGGCUAUGUGAAUUUAUAGACCAUAUCUUGUGUAUCCUUCCUUUUGAAGAAGAAAUUUGUAGAUUAAAUGGGUUAUCUGCUACAUAUGUUGGGCAUCCGCUUCUGGAAGAUGAUCUCAAUUUGGAUCAGGAGCUCACUCCAUUCUCACAUAAACGGAAGUUCAAAGGAAAUGGUGAUGAUUUUCUUCAUAAACAUGGACUCCUUCGAGGAAGCCCACUUAUCACCUUACUUCCUGGAAGCAGAUUACAAGAGGUUACGCGAAUGCUACCGCUUUUCUUACGAACAGUGGAACAAAUGAAGGAUGCUUUCCCAGAGUUGUCAAUUGUUAUUCCAGUUGCACCAAACUACCAUGUGGAGACCUACAUUGAAAAGGAGAUUCAACAAUGGUCGUUGUCAGUCUUAACAAUAUUAAUACCCGGGGCUUCUACAUAUGAAAAAUAUGAUGCAUUUAGUGCAAGUAAUGCAGCAGUAUGUACUUCUGGAUCAGCUGUCAUGGAAUUGCAGCUUGUAGGAUUGCCCUGUGUUAUUGCAUACCGAGCACAUCUUUUGACAGAGUGGCUAAUUCGACUACGGACAAAGUUACAAUUUAUCUCCCUUCCAAAUAUUCUGUUAGAUUCACCUAUUAUUCCAGAAUAUCUUUUUGGUGAAUGCACAUCUAAUAAUCUAGCAUCAGUCCUCAGAAAACUGAUUCUUGAUGACUCUGCUCGGCAACAGCAGAUUGCUUCAGCUGAGCAGCUCUUUGAUCUCCUCUGCAGGCCAUUAUGUGGGGUUAUGUCAAGUAAUUGCUGCUGUCCUAGCUUAAUUGCUGCAUCAGCUAUUUUACAGGCUCAAAGGCAGCAGUGAGCGAAAUUUGGCUGCAGUUCUCUUUUGCUGUUUAUUUGCUCCCUUAGGCCUUGUUUGGUAAGUGAGAAUGGAUUAGAGCAAGGAAUGAAAUGCUCAUUUCCAUUCUCAUAUUUGAAUGUAAUUUAGAGAAUAAAAGCGGGAAUGGACAUAUUUUUUUUUAAUUCUCACUUAAAUGGGAAUGUACAUUCUCAACCAUGUUAUUAGGAAUGCUCAUUUCUCUA